Messenger RNA from Harpia harpyja (harpy eagle), 6328 nucleotides. RefSeq names its product gonadotropin-releasing hormone II receptor-like. The record is from RefSeq and is a predicted model, not a curated record. Gene Ontology annotation, cellular component: membrane. Gene Ontology annotation, biological process: G protein-coupled receptor signaling pathway. The coding region runs from base 348 to 1466 and encodes 372 amino acids. Lineage: Eukaryota; Metazoa; Chordata; Aves; Accipitriformes; Accipitridae. Gene Ontology annotation, molecular function: gonadotropin-releasing hormone receptor activity; peptide binding. The transcript is spliced from 4 exons.
CAGAGGUACCGGCCCCCACCCAGGGGUGAAACACCCGCAGCUGCCUGAGCCGGGCUGCCUGUGGGUGUCCACCUCCACAUGUCCUGCUCCUGGUUUGCCAGUGCAGGGGAUGUUUGCAUCAGCGUUGCCAUCUCCAGAUGCCUGCAUAUGCUUGGGCUAAAAACAGCGUAGCUCCUGGCUUAGCUGCCAGCAAGGGGAAAUUUUGCUGCUUCAAGGGGUUUGUUGCAGGAAUGUGAUGCAAAGACGCGCUGGAGCAUCCUGACUUGGCACCGUGGCGGUGGGAGACCUGUGGGGAAAGACAAGGAGCAUCUCUAGUCGGUGUCAGGGCAUGCGUAUGUCAGCAGGGGAUGAGUGACGAGCAGCUCCCCGCAUCUCCCCACCACCCCGCCACGGAGGGGGAUGCCAAUGUCUCAGCCUCUGGCUGCCCCGAGCACUGGGUCGAGCCCCAGUUCACGCAAGCGGCGAGGGUCCGCGUGAUCGUCACGGCCAUCUUCUUCUUGCUGGCAGUGGGCAGCAAUGUGGCGGUGCUUGGCAGCCUGCUGAGGAAGAGGAGGAAGUCCCAUGUGCAGCCGCUGAUCCUCAGCCUGGCGCUGGCUGACCUGCUAGUGACGGUGGCGGUGAUGCCCUUGGAUGCGGCAUGGAAUGUGACAGUGCAGUGGUAUGGCGGGGACCUCUCCUGCAAGUUCUUCAACUUCCUCAAGCUCUUUGCCAUGUACGCGGCUGCCCUGGUGCUGGUGGUCAUCAGCCUGGACCGGCAUGCGGCCGUCCUCCACCCCUUCUCCCGUGCUCGCCGCCGCAAUGGGCUCCUGCUCCGCGCCGCCUGGGCCAGCAGCGUGCUCCUGGCUUCGCCCCAGCUUUUCCUCUUUCACCUGCACACGGUCCCGGGAGGGAACUUCACCCAGUGUGUUACUCACGGGAGCUUCCGAGCGCACUGGGAGGAAACCGUCUACAACAUGUUCACCUUCACCACCCUCUACAUCACCCCCCUGAGCGUCAUGAUUGUUUGCUACAUCCGGAUCAUUUGGGAGAUCAGUAAGCAGCUAAAGAUCAACAAAGGUUUGAUAAGAAAUCAAAACGACCACAUCUCCAAGGCACGUAUGAAGACUCUCAAAAUGACCAUAGUGAUUGUUGCCACCUUCAUCAUCUGCUGGACCCCAUACUACCUCCUGGGCUUGUGGUACUGGUUCCAGCCAGCCAUGAUCCAGAAGAUGCCAGAGUAUGUCAACCACAGCUUCUUUCUCUUUGGCUUGCUGCACACAUGCACCGACCCUGUCAUUUACGGGCUGUACACCCCCUCCUUUCGGGAGGACGUGCAGUUGUGUCUCAGGGGCAUUGAAACAGCCAUUACCAGGCACGAGAAACACCAACCUGUCUCAGUCUCGGAGAAGAACAUCAAGGAUGGUGCUGUAAAUGGUGGGGUGCUAUCAGGGGGCUCCAAUGGGACAAGUGUCAACACGGUCUGCUGAAGAGAUGUACCCAAAAGGAGAUGGGAGGCACAGCUUUGGGGGCUGCUUUGUCCUGUAGGAUCAUUCUGGAGACUGUCGUAAGGAGGUUUGCUACCCAGCUUUAGUGGGUGAGGGUCUCUGGCCACAAACUGGGAAAGCAUCUCCUGCCUGUACUCGGGGUGAAACACGUUUAGGGGUAUUUAUGGUCAUUCCUCCGUAUUUUGGCAGCCCCAUAAUAACUAGAAAACCAUCCUUUUCAUACUCUACGCAUGCUCUAGCCCUGAUUCUGGGAUCAAGCAUCUGCCACACUUCCAGCUCAACCCCUGGGAGGAGACAUGCCAUCUCCUCUGUGGGCCAGGGCCAUGUCCGGUGGGGUGGCCAGUCUUCAAGUGCCCUUUGCACCUACACCCAGGUGCGGGGCUGCAUGGAUGCACAGCGCUAAGUGGUGUCACCCUGAGAGGCUGCAAAGGUGCAAUCAAAGGCUUUUACUCCAUUUUCUCCACCCAUUGUAGGAAAAGCUCUCUGAAAAUUUCGGAUCUCCUGGUUCAGAGCCUGUCUGGUUCUCCCACAGCUGUGUGUCAAGGCCUGGGAAGGAUAUAAAUCUUUGGGGAGUGACUAAUGCAGGGGCACUAGUCCCCCUGGGCAUGGUGGGGAGCGAGGAGGUGCUGCGGGGAUGGAGGGGCUCAGGCAAGAGGGGUGUGAAGAACCACAGUGGGAUGGGAUGGGAUUCCUUCUCCCUUUUGGAGACAGCCAGAAGGGAAAACAGUCCCUGCUGCCUUGUUCUGGCGUGCAGGGGGUGGUACAGACACAUCCUUACACAGCACCUCUCUGGAACACAGGGUUGACCAGGAGAGACAGUAUUUGGAGUAACCAGAGAGUGAGAACCAGACCCAACGCUGCCCAGCCCCUCUUGACCGUCUCUGUCCCCAUGUCCCAGGGCACGAGCUGGCAGGUCACAGACCAUGCGCUGAGCUGUCCCCGUAUUUGCUUUGCCCUAAGUGCUUGACCCAAUACCAGCACCCUGUCUCUGCCACAAACAGGGUGGGUGCAUCCACCCUGCAGGUGAUGCCUGGGAUGUCCCAAUGAGGAAGGUGAUGGGAAGCACCUGUGGGUGGAGGGGCCCAUCAGCACCAGGAUGCCAGGCAGAUGGUGAUGGUCUUUGGCUGCACUGCAUGAGCAAGGGAGGCUGUUGGAGGGAUCAGCUGAGCUGUGGUGAGUAAAAUGGACUUUUGCUUUUCAUCAAGGUGCCAGAAGUUGCUUGUGAAGGGUGGAGGCCUCUUCUCUGGGUGUGGGUUGAAGAGAUGGGUUUAUUCAACUGUGUUGUUCCUUUUUGUGUAAUUAGAAAUUGUGGAUUAUUUCUUUGUUUUUUCUCUGCUGAUUGUUAUUAAAUGCAUUUUUGCUUUUGAAGAGAAAUUUAGUUUUGAGCCAGGUGGGGUUGUUGGGGUUUUUUUUUGCUUUUGUGAAAUCUUUGGCCAGAUUAGGAGCUCUGGACUUGGCAGGAGGCAGUUCCCUGAGCAUUUUUGUGGCCACUGCAGCUUUGAAUGAGCAUCUGGACUUUAUCAAGAUGAAAGAGCUUUGUUUUAAAAACAACUCUUGACUUGCUGUGGUUGCAUGUGUAGGGAAGCUGGGAGAUGUCUCCCUCCAAGAAAGCAAAUCCCCUUUGGGCACCGAGGGGGCUUUCUUGCCCCUGUCUCCAAGAGGGGAUGGAUCCCCAUCGGUCAGAAAGGAUCUGCACUGGUUUCCCAUUGACCCAACUAACAAAUUAUUAAAACUGGGGGGGGUGGUAAGUAGUCCUUGCAGGUUGGCUGAGACUGGGCGAUGAGGAUACGGGAAGCCAUGGUGCUCAGGGUGAUGCCGAGCUGUACACGGGUGUUGAACGCUUGCCUUUCCCCAUGCUCACUAUCAUUUAUGCUAAACAUGCUGCUCAAGGAGAAAAAAAUUCAAUUAGAGCUGCAGGAGCCCAGACCAACUGGUGGGGAUUAGUGUGAGCCCUUUAGGAAGGAUCCAGACUCCAAUGAGAUGCGUAAUUGCCAUUUGGCUUUCCUGGGCUCGUUCUGCUCAAGGUUAAUUACACAACGCUAACGGGAGCAGGGCUCGCUGCUGCCAGGCUGGCUUGGCUUGACUGGUGCAAAAAAGAGUUUCUUGUAAGGUGAUGGGAAUGACUUGCGGUAGGGGAAGCUAAUUUAUUCACCAGACACUCAUUUGGUCUCUCUGUUUAUAUUACUGAUGAUUGCUAAUGGGAGGUAGAACUUGAAGGUGUGUUGGUUUUCUGGCAAGCCUCAAAUAAGCAGGAACGUGUCUUUAAUCUCCUGAAAACUUUCCUCAUCUGCUUUCUGCUGAGUGAGAGAGAACAGGUCCAGCGUUGUUCACACACUUAAGGCCACUUGUCCUCUCUUGCACAGCAGCAGGAGAGCUCAGAGACCUUCUCCCAGGAGCAAGAAGCACUUUUUCCCUUGUGGGUGGGACCCACCACCUUUACACCCCACAGGCACAGUGAGAGGGCAGAAGUAGGUUUGGGUUUAGGUGAAGAGUAGGAAAAUUGGGAUGCUGGCAAGGAUAUGUACCUUGGUCCUUGGUGGAAGCACGGCGCAUCCCCUGGGAUGCUUGCAGGCGCUCCAGCGCUACUCCUUCUGCCUGCCUCUUGAUACCUUCCCUCCUGUUGCUGGUGCUGACAUUUUGGGAAGCCUGGAGUGUGGGCAAGGUGCCCAAAGUGACAGCUUUCAUAAUAGAAGGAAAAUAUCACUAGAAAAGCGUGCUGCCAAGCCGUGUGCCCAACGUAUGCAGGAAGGGGGAGUGAGGAGGUGGGCAACAUCUCCGCAGGGGAGCUGGGGCAGGUGUUUUCUGGAUCACUGGGGAUCAGCCUGGGUCUGGGUCCUGCCGGAGGUGGACCGAAGCCCGGGCCUGGUUUGGAUGUCCCCACAUUUCUGAUUCUGCAGUUCUUAAUCAGUUUGUACUUUAGAAAGAAAAAGAUUUUUGCAUCACUCAUCAGGAGUGUGAAAACUGGAGCCUUGCUCCUCCCUGCCCUGUGGAUGGUCCUGCUUUCUGUGGUGGUUCCCUCUCCCCCCACAUUGUCUCAAACCCCUGGUCUCCGACAGCACCUGCCCUCCUCAGCUGGCUCCUGAGAUCUCUCCACAUAUAUAUACAAAAUAUCUAUAUAUAGAAAAAAACUUAUAUUUUUGAAUAUAUAAUCUAUUUCCCCUUAUGGGAGGCAAAUUCUCCCACUUCCCCAAAAUCUAUUGGGGCUAUUCCCCCUGGGAAACACCAGCUGCCAUGCUUCUCCUUGCAGUCACAGCAGGAUCAGUUUUGUCUGACUCAGUAACAGUUCCUUAAUAUUCACCACAGUAAUGCAACGAACAUAUUAAUAAGCACAGGUAGCUCUAUAUUUUACAACUCCUCGACCUCACCCUGGGCUGCCCGCUUCAGACACAGCGGUCCUUUGUUUGGGAGGAAAUUCUGAUUCAUUCCCCAUUAGCAUUUUUAUAGUACUGUGCAUGUUCAAAGAGCCAGGCAAGUGGCUUAAGAGGUUAACGCGAACCUUGGGUUAAUUCAUAAUAUUGUUAGUUACUCAGCACAAUACUUGCAUUAAUCCAGCUGACUGCAUCUCGCCACGGUGGGAAACACAUGCUGGAUCAGCAGGGAGCACAGAAAACAAGCGUGGGAGUAGGAUAUUAUGUAUUUUGCUGGCCUGCUAAGGUAGAAUCUGAGCACCUUAAAUGUAUUUAUUCUUCCAUUGCCUUUGAGGACAGCGUUACCUCGCUCCACAGAUGUCAAGCUGAAGCACCGAGGAGGCUGUGCCCUGCAUCCCUGCAUGCCUGGGAGAGUGAGGGAUGGGGCUACGAGCCCUGCGAGGGGCACUUGAGAUGUCCCGAGGGGCACUUGAGAUGUCCAUCAGGACUCAGCCCCCACCUGCAGCCACCUCUUUCUUCUGGGUCUAUUUAAACUGUUCAAAGCAGAAAAAGCUGAUUUUUUUUUUCCUUUGAUACCUGCUGAUUUAAUUGCAGUGCUGGACUGCGUGCAUCUGCCAUGAGAGCCCCUGCAAUACUUUUCUCUCUGGGGCUAUAGCCUGGAGCAGCUGGUGCAGAAGAUCAGCUUGGGAACUAGCUCCCUACACGGAUGCUAUUGCCCCACACUUGGGAAGAGAGCUCAGCUGAAUGGCUUAAAGGCAAAAUAAAAGCCAUUAGGAGAUAGUGCUGAACGGUCGCUAUGCAUUCAUUCCUUUUGCUUACUCUUCAGAAACUUUCCUAUGCAAAGAAACCCUAAGAAGAGAGCCUCAAAACCUUGCUGCAUUCCUCCCCAUCUGUUCCUUUUGUCUGACUCGUGGACUCCGGGUUUGUGCAUUUCCCUGCAGUGCAAACAGCCAGCCAGCCCCCAACUGCUGCCUAACCUCCUCCUUUUCCAAAGGGCCCCCGAUAGCCCAUCUGUUCUGAAAGAUGUUUCGUUUGUAGACAUACAAGCCUUUUAACAACACAAUACCCUUUAGAUAGCAUCAAAUAUGUCUAGGUUUUCUGGCUAAUUUUACCCUAAACUGACACAUAUAUGGCCCAACAUUAUAUGUAACAUGAUGAGGUGGACCAAAAAUGGGCAAAUAUUCCCAAGAACCUCAUGCAUGUCUCAAACCCCAAGUUUCUGAAUUGGAAUAUUAAGGAGUAAACUACUAUAAAGUAGUUGAGUCUGUUGUGCAAUAAAUUGUUAGUUUAUGUAUAUUUUAAUUGCAAAUCAACGCUAUAAUUAGCAUGUACAUUUCUUGGGCUGAGGUAACGCAAUAUACUUUAACAGUGAGCAUUAUUAACGGACUGUAAAAGGCAAUGGGGAAUUGGAUUAUAAUGUUCUUGUUUUGCAAGCUGUAUGGUGAAUAAAUAAAUUUGUUCUGGCAGCAAAAUUAA